Messenger RNA from Lachnellula hyalina, 984 nucleotides. RefSeq lists its product as uncharacterized. The transcript has 2 exons. The record is from RefSeq and is a predicted model, not a curated record. Lineage: Eukaryota; Fungi; Ascomycota; Leotiomycetes; Helotiales; Lachnaceae. The annotation marks the transcript as partial.
UCAAUACUGUAUACAAAAACGGGGUCUAAGAUGGCUUCGGGACGCAAAACGACGACUUUUGGAGACGCUACAGCUGUGAAAGCCUUGUCAACUCAUAAAUAUAGUGCCUGGUUUCACGAUGAUUGGUGCAUUGGUUCAGUGCCUCAUGGAGGAUAUGUAACAAGUAUCUUCAUGCAAGUUGUGGCUACACACUUCAACACCACCCUUUCCAAGCAGAAUCAACCCCACACCAUAGCUCUACACUUAGACUUCCUCCGGCGAACACAAGUCGGGGAGGCACACUUCACAGUCAAAGACACAAAGCUAGGUCGCCAAGCCUCCGUUGUCCACCUUACCUUAUCUCAAGCUGGCCGUGAAGAGGUGCUAGGCGUAAUCACCAAUUCCAACAUACUCACCGAGACUGGCGUCACAUUUCCAACUUCCUGGAGUCUAAACCCGGCGCCAUUACCAGUCUCUCUUACACGUCUCUCGGAAAACAGGGAUGAAAACUGGUGCUUGCAACCCGAAAUGCCCUUUGCGGCUUUCCGUAAGGCAACGGCGAAAACAGACUUCUUUCUGCCGAGAGACGGGCAGAAAGAAAGGAACAAAGCAGAUGAAUGGAUUAGACUGAGGAGCGGAGAGAAAUGGACGAACAGUAGUCUUGGAUAUGUGGCUGAUAUGUGGCCUAUGCCAGUCGAGGCUUUCAUGCGCGAGCAGAAUGCUUCUGAUGCUAAUAGCAACGGCGGGAAGAUGAAGAAGUCGGGAACAAUGUGGUAUCCCACUUUGCUGUUGAAUUUAGACGUCAAGAAGGUCCUGCCGGACGAAGGCGUUGAGUGGCUUCUUGUGAGGGUAGAAGCCAAGGCGAUCAAAAACGGGAGGAUGGAUCUUGAGAUUGUAAUCCUGGAUGAAGGGAAUGGUCUUGUGGCUCUUUCUCAUCAUGUUGCUCUUGCUGUUCCCGCGGAUAGGAAUCUGGCAGAGCGGAAUACAGAUGCCAGCAAAAUUUAG